Messenger RNA from Pyrus x bretschneideri (Chinese white pear), 1988 nucleotides. Its product is annotated as probable pectinesterase/pectinesterase inhibitor 34. Gene Ontology annotation, molecular function: pectinesterase inhibitor activity; pectinesterase activity. Gene Ontology annotation, biological process: cell wall modification. The coding region runs from base 1 to 1842 and encodes 613 amino acids. The record is from RefSeq and is a predicted model, not a curated record. The transcript is spliced from 3 exons. Lineage: Eukaryota; Viridiplantae; Streptophyta; Magnoliopsida; Rosales; Rosaceae.
AUGGGCUACGGCAGACUCCAGCCGUCGGACCCUGGAGGCUCCCCAAGUCUCUACGGGGCUGAAAACCCAUCACUCCCACAAACUGCCACGUCAUCCUCCUGCUCCAACGGCCGCAGCCGCAAGAACAAGCUCAUCCUAAUGUUCCUCCUCGCCGUGGCACUCAUCCUAGCCUCCGCCGUCUCGGCCGUGGUACUCAUCGUCGGAAAAUCCAAAGCCUCAAACUCCGCCGUCUCCUCCGCCCUCCACCGCAAGCCGACGCAGGCCAUCUCAAACGCAUGCGCAAAGACGCGCUUCCCCUCCCUCUGCGUCGACUCCCUCCUCGACUUCCCCGGCUCCAACGCCGCGUCGGAGCUGGACCUCGUCCACAUUUCCUUCAACAUGACUCUGCACCGACUCAGCAAGGCGCUCUACCUAUCCUCCUCCCUCUCCUACCGCCAGAUGGACCCCCACUCCCGCUCCGCCUAUGACGACUGCCUCGAGCUCCUCGACGACUCCGUAGACGCCCUCUCCCGGGCCCUCACCUCCGUCGCCCCCGGCGUGGGGUCCUCGUCCACACAAGAUGUCCGGACGUGGCUGAGCGGGGCGCUCACGAACCAGGACACGUGCGGGGAGGGUUUUGCGCAAAUCAAGGGCGGCGACGUCAAGAACGAGAUGGACCAGCGGCUCAAGGACUUGUCAGAACUGGUGAGCAACUGCCUCGCGAUUUACUCGGCGGUCGCGGGCGACGAUUUCUCCGGGGUGCCGAUACAGAACAAGCGGAGGAGGUUGUUGGGGAAUUCAGAAAUGGAGCGUGAUAUAAUGGGGGAUAAUGCUGACGUCUCGCGAGAUUUUCCGAGGUGGUUAGGAAGGAGGGAGAGGAGGCUGCUGUCGGUGCCGGUAUCGCAGAUACAGGCGGAUAUUAUCGUGUCAAAAGACGGCAAUGGGACGUACAAGACGAUCGCCGAAGCGAUCAAAAAGGCGCCGGAGUAUAGUUCUCGUCGGACAAUUAUUUACGUCAGGGCAGGAAGAUACGAAGAGAAGAAUUUGAAGGUGGGGAGGAAGAAGACCAACUUGAUGUUCGUCGGAGACGGGAAGGGCAAAACAGUAAUCACCGGCGGGAAAAGCGUCUCUCAGAACCUGACCACAUUCCACACUGCAUCCUUCGCUGCUACCGGAGCUGGUUUUAUUGCACGUGACAUAACGUUCGAGAACUACGCCGGACCGGCCAAGCACCAAGCCGUUGCCCUUCGAAUUGGGGCGGACCACGCCGUGGUCUACCUUUGCAACAUUAUCGGAUACCAAGACACAUUUUACGUGCACUCGAAUCGUCAAUUCAUCCGUGAAACGGACAUUUACGGUACGGUAGACUUCAUUUUUGGCAAUGCGGCCGUAGUGUUCCAAAACUGUAGCAUCUACGCUCGCAAGCCCAUGGCCUUCCAAAAAAACACAAUCACUGCCCAAAAUCGAAAGGACCCGAAUCAGAACACGGGCAUUUCAAUCCAUGCUUGCCGGAUUCUCGCCACUCCAGAGCUCGAGGGAUCAAAGGGUAACUUCUCAACGUAUCUAGGCCGUCCGUGGAAGCUGUACUCUAGGGCAGUGUACAUGUUAUCGUUCAUUGGUGAUCACGUACAUCCACAUGGAUGGCUUGAGUGGAAUGCCACUUUUGCUCUCGAUACGCUAUAUUAUGGUGAAUACAUGAACUAUGGCCCCGGCGGAGCGAUAGGCAAACGGGUAACUUGGCCGGGGUAUCGGGUCAUUACAUCCCAGGUGGAGGCGGCUAGGUUCACCGUGCGACAGUUUAUAUACGGGUCGUCAUGGUUGCCGUCCACCGGGGUGGCAUUCUUGGCCGAUCUAUCACUCUAAAUUACACUCAAGCGGUAAUUCUUGGCCCAAACCAUGCAUUAGUGGAUAAAUGCUCUUUUUACCCUUGGUAACUGUAAGAAUAUAGUUAUUGUUUAUUUUUGUUGUAUAUUUUUUAACAUUAUAUAAGAGAAUAAGUUGCUUUGUUC